Dichotomopilus funicola is the source of this 1782-nucleotide messenger RNA. Its product is annotated as kinase-like domain-containing protein. The record is from RefSeq and is a predicted model, not a curated record. NCBI's taxonomy places the organism in Eukaryota, Fungi, Ascomycota, Sordariomycetes, Sordariales, Chaetomiaceae. Gene Ontology annotation, cellular component: cytoplasm; nucleus. Bases 1 to 1782 code for a protein of 593 amino acids. The transcript has a single exon. Gene Ontology annotation, biological process: protein phosphorylation; mitotic DNA damage checkpoint signaling. Gene Ontology annotation, molecular function: protein serine/threonine kinase activity; ATP binding.
AUGGGUGACGCCAGGGAGUACUCGGAGUUGUCCGAGGACAAGACGGAGCCGUUUUCACAGACCGAGAUCCAGACCCGCCUCCAACGGUCCCGGGCGGAGCAACUCAACGCAAUCAACACGGCCGUUCCCUUGGACAAACUGGUGGUGCCACCGGACGACGACAUCCGCAUUUUGAUGCGGCCGCUGACUCGGGACCGGACUGUGCGUGAAGACCAAAAUGUGAUGCCGCUUUCAUUACGCCCCGAGGUGGUCGAGGAGGAGGAGGAGUCGCCCCAACAGGUGCUGGCCGUCCGGCAGACGGACCGUGACAUCAGUUUCACGGUGAGCAUCCCGGACUACCGAAACCCGGACCGACGGUUGGCCUGCAUCAUUUUUUAUGAUCCUGCAAGUGACAACCAAAUUCUUUCCAACCGUUCCAAUGUACCGUUUACUCUAUCCAGGGUAUCACAUGACCCAGAGGAAAUCCGGGGCGCCACCUACGAAGUGAAUCCAGAAUUUAACAAGUCUCUUACGCCUGGGACAUGGCGGAUCAACAUGGACGGGACCGAUUUGCUAGACUUUCGAUUACUCGAGAGACGGCCAGUUCGGUUACGGACCGCCUCAAGUUUCUCCGCGGCCUCCGACACGUCCGGAUCUAGCAGUGACGUCGUCAACUCUUCCGGCAAGCGGUCGUUUGUUUCAGGGGAGGACGACAUCACCAGUCCGGAGAAGAAACGGCGGCCAACCAACCCAGCCGCGGACGGGAAGGAGAACAGCGUCAUCCGGUUCGUCCCCGCGGGAGCCAAGAACCAAGAAUUGGUCGCCUCAACUGGUCAACCAUUACUGGACCUUCAACCGAACGAGACGCUGGAAGUGCGCAAGGCAGGCCUUGUUGGUUACACCAUCACAAAAAAGGACCAGAUCGCAUCCACAACAUUGUCCAGCGUCUUCACGGCGGAGUACUCAGACGCACCUGGCCGGUACGUCGUCGCCAAGGUGCUCAAGACUGGCCUUCCAUCCACCGCAAACCCAAACGAAGGUGCACUCGCCAAGACCGUCAUCCGCCAGGCUCAGACGUGGCUUCGGGAACUGGAGAACCAGGAGAAGCUGAAGCACAAGAAUAUUGUGCAGAUCUAUGGCGGAGACGCCCGGUUCCUAUCCCUUUACAUGGAGCCCGUGGAUGGCCGGGACCUGUCUGCGAGAGGCGUCUGGCGUACGGCCGGGACAGAUCUUUUCUCGGGCAACCGGUCCGAUGCUCUCAGGAUAUUAAAAGAUGCCGCCAGCGGGCUGCAGUAUCUCCACAGCCUGCGCCUAGACCACAACGACAUCAAACCCGGUAACAUCCUGUACAGCCGGGAGCGCGGUGCGGUGCUGUGCGACAUGGGGUUAUCAUCCGAGAAGGGUGCCAUCGCCACGGGCGGCGGGACACCGUGGUAUGUGCCCCCGGAGUACAUCGGUCUCCGGCAGCGGGGGCCCCCCAGCGAUGUAUGGGCAUUGGGGGUGGUGAUGCUGUACGUCAUGGGCAAGAUUUCGUGGCCCGAUAUCCGAUCUGACCGUCGACACCCCCGGCACUUGUACUGGACGAUUGCGCACGUCCACGAGAAACGGCCGCAUCUGCAAAGCACCGCUGUGUCGCAUAUGCGGUCGUGGUUAAAUGAGGUGAAUGAGGUGAGGGCCGGCCUGGACCCACGCGACAAGCUAGAGCGGCUGGUGCACGGGAUGUUAGCCCCGAACCCAGGACAGCGCCUGACCACGGCGGAUAUUGUCAACCAGUUGUUUGUUGACACAGGCCCGGAUAGGUGA